Messenger RNA from Ceutorhynchus assimilis (cabbage seed weevil), 2412 nucleotides. Lineage: Eukaryota; Metazoa; Arthropoda; Insecta; Coleoptera; Curculionidae. The record is from the annotation of a GenBank genome assembly.
AUGGGCCACUAUUUGAUGAUUUUAGUGUUAAUUUUAGUACCGCUGGAUCGUUGCUACAAUGGAUACAAAUUCUCAGACACUUUGGGCCAUAUCAAAACGCAAACUUUCGCCAACGUACAACAGAGGGCGGUACAAGAUCUGAUCUCUAGAAUUCUACCAAACAGAUCCAGUGAAUUUUCAAUUACAAUCAAUUCUACUUUCACUGUAGACGAUCGUGAAGCUUUCCAGAUCAAAAAAUUAAACGAUAAAAUUCAAAUAACGGCAACAACAGGAGUGACAGCGGCAAGCGCAUUCAAUUACUAUUUAAAGUACCACUGCCACGCCCACAUUUCUUGGGAAGUAUCGCAGUUGGCUCUGCCUCAAAUCCUACCCGCAGUUGACAUUGUUAUCACAUUAAAUGACAGGUUCAGGUACUAUCAAAACGUGUGCACCACAAGUUACAGUUUCGUCUGGUGGAACUGGCAACAAUGGGAAAAGCAUAUCGAUUGGAUUGCCAUGAAUUCGUUUAAUUUUGUUUUGGCUUUCAACGGUCAAGAAGCGAUCUGGCAACGUGUCUACGAGAAAUUGGGGCUCAGCCAGGAUGAUAUUGACGAACACUUGUCUGGACCUGCGUUUUUGAGCUGGUUAAGGAUGGGUAAUUUACGUGGUUGGGGUGGUCCGUUGUCGCAAUCCUGGCACCAGAGGUCGCUCCAUUUGCAGCACAAAAUCGUCGAGCGCAUACGCCAAUUCGGAAUCGUCACCAUUUUACCUGCGUUUGCCGGUCAUGUGCCAAGGGCUUUUAAAAGACUCUAUCCGGACACCAACAUGACAAAAAUGUCGAUUUGGAACCAAUUUCCGGACAAAUAUUGUUGCCCUUAUUUUAUCGACCCCACCGAGGAAUUAUUCCAAACUGUUGGCAAAUUGUUUAUUGAAGAGCAAAUAUCCGAAUUCGGUACUGAUCACGCGUACAAUUGCGACAGUUUCAACGAAAUGGAUCCGGGAAAUACCGAUUUGACGUACCUGUCAAAUGUCGGCAAAGGUAUUUAUAAAGCCAUGACGUCAGCGGAUCCUAAAGCCAUUUGGGUGUUACAAGGAUGGAUGUUUUAUAGUGAUGCCUUUUGGAAUGAUUUGAAUCGCGCUCAGAGUUUUCUGACCAGUGUACCAACGGGUAAAAUGAUUGUACUAGACCUUCAAUCCGAAGAAUUUCCACAAUUCACAAGACUCAAUCAAUAUUUCGGGCAGCCUUAUAUUUGGUGCAUGUUGCACAAUUUCGGAGGCACAUUGGCCAUGUACGGUUCGGCUGGAGUUAUAAACACUGAUGUUAUUGAGGCAAGGGCAGCCGAAAACUCAACAAUGAUUGGUACAGGUUUGACUAUGGAGGGAAUAAAUCAAAAUUACGUAAUUUAUGACUUGAUGACUGAGCAGGCGUGGCGUAAAGAGUCUGUCGACCUUUCCGAUUGGUUCAGAAAUUAUUCCAGAAGGCGCUACGGUAGGAAAGAUGAGCAUGCUGAAUUUGCUUGGCAAGUUUUAAAAGAUACUUUGUACAAUUUUAACGGUAUUGAACGUCUCAGAGGGCAAUUUGUGGUAACUAAAACGCCCAGCCUUAAUAUUGUACCUUGGACUUGGUACAAUUACACUGAGGUUUUCAAUGCAUGGAACAGUCUUAUACUUGCCUCAGAUAAUCUUAAAAAUAGUCCAGGCUAUUUGCAUGAUUUAGUUGAUUUGACCAGGCAAGUUUUGCAAGACAAUGGCGACAUUUACUAUGAAAAGUUGGUAAAGACGUUUAGAAAUAAAGAUCUGAUUGAGUUUCAAAAAUUGGCAACAAUUUUUAGAGGAAUAUUUUUGGAUUUAGAAUCAAUUUUAGCAACAAAUGAGGCGUUUUUAUUGGGCAAAUGGCUUGAAGCUGCCAAAAGUUGUGCAAACAACACUAAGGAAGAAAAACUAUUCGAGUACAAUGCAAGGAAUCAGAUUACACUUUGGGGCCCUUGGGGGGAAAUUAUGAAUUACGCCAUCAAACAAUGGUCAGGUGUAGUGAAGGAUUUUCUUUAUCCUAGGUGGGACGAAUUUGUAUAUGCAUUAAACUUCAGUCUGGUUUACAAUGUUACUUUUAAUCAGCCCUUAGAGCAAGGGCUGAUUUUUCUUUUGUAUGAGGAACCUUUUACGUUUGCCAGAGACAUUUAUCCUACAGAAGUUCGAGGUGACACUAUUCAAAUAGCUAAAAGUAUAUUGGCCAGAUCGUGGUACACGAACACUGAGUUUGUUCCAACAACUUUGAAAACAAUUCCGGUUAGAAAUAGAAAAAUCCCUAAAAAAUACCAAAAGGGCAUCAAGCGGUGUAAUUCUAAUAAGGGAUUUGGUGGUACUAGCUUGGAAGUGAGGAGAGGAUCGUCAAAAAUUAGAGAUUUAAAUGUGAUGGAUUAUUAUUUUUCUUAA